This is a messenger RNA of Oncorhynchus mykiss (rainbow trout), 4714 nucleotides long. RefSeq names its product 5-hydroxytryptamine receptor 2B. Gene Ontology annotation, biological process: chemical synaptic transmission; smooth muscle contraction; serotonin receptor signaling pathway. Gene Ontology annotation, molecular function: G protein-coupled serotonin receptor activity; neurotransmitter receptor activity. Gene Ontology annotation, cellular component: plasma membrane; dendrite. The record is from RefSeq and is a predicted model, not a curated record. Lineage: Eukaryota; Metazoa; Chordata; Actinopteri; Salmoniformes; Salmonidae.
UCGGCUGUGUUGAAGGAAAUUGCCUCCCAGAAACGUCGGCAUUCGGCCAGCUCUGAGACAUUCAUCUGUCUUCUCCCUAGCCUGACUCAUGGAUAAGUGAGGUGGUAAGAGAGAGCGAGAUAGGAGGGAGCGAGGGGGAUGGAGAAGCAGUAUGGGGGAGUGAGAGACGGAGUGCGAGAAGGGGGGAAGACAGGACAUCUGAAAGUUUUCAACCUGUGAUCGCGGUAUGUGAUGCGAAUCGAAACCGGGGGCUCAUCCAACAAGCGGGACAAAGGAAUUUCCUACGGAUGGAAUGCACCAAAGUGAGAUAAUAUUAGGCAAAUAUUUUCACAAGGGGAGGGCUGCCUGUGACAUUUUUAGAUUUUGGAGGAGUUCUAAGUUAUAAAAACAUGAUCGGGAACAAGAAGGGAAAAAAAGCAGUCAUUGAAGGAGUUUGAGGAUCGAGUUGUUUGGUGAUGAACAGCACUGGUUUUGCACGAUUGAAAAAAAAGUGUGGAUUAUAGCAGCUCAGAAGGCGAUACAAAUGUACAGGACAAACCAAACAGGAGAACAGGGGCUGUUGCCUUUGAUGAAGUAGAAACUGGCCUGUUCUAGAGCGUACACAAACCAGAAGACAACGGCGCCCCCGGAUUACGAGUCAGACAACCAACUCUUGACCUAACACCCCUUUUUCCUGUGGAGGUACAUUCUGUGCUUAGAUUACUGCCUUGAACACGUUUUGAGGCGACAUGUUAAGUUUUGGAGCUGCUGGGCUUUUUUGAUUGUAAAGUGGUCCUUUUUGGUUUAUACGGUGCACCCGGUAUGAGCCACCGCCCUGUGUACUGGACCUAAGCUGCCCUCCACCCACCCCUGCCCCUGCUCGCAGGACCCUGUGACCAUGCUGACCAAGCCCCCUGAACCAGCCAGAGCAGAGCCCCGACCCGCGCCCAACCCAGCCGUCCUCCCCACAGCAGCAUGUCCCAGCCAGAGGCACCCCCGCUGGCGGUCAACGGUUCGGGGUCCGGGGAGGUGGCUGGUGCUCAGCUACGCUGGGCCGCAUUGCUCAUCAUUAUGGUCAUCAUCCCCACCAUUGGGGGCAACAUCCUGGUCAUCCUGGCAGUGUCGCUGGAGAGGAAGCUGCAGAAUGCCACCAACUACUUCCUGAUGUCCCUGGCGGUGGCCGACCUGCUAGUGGGACUCCUGGUGAUGCCCAUUGCCCUCAUCACUGUGCUCUACAAUUCCGGAUGGCCUCUUCCGGAGUUUCUCUGUCCAAUCUGGCUCUUCCUGGACGUCCUGUUCUCCACAGCGUCCAUCAUGCACCUGUGUGCCAUCUCACUGGACCGCUACAUCGCCAUCAAGAAGCCCAUUCAGCACAGCCAGUAUAAGUCCAGGGCCAAAGCCAUGGCCAAGAUAGCAGUGGUGUGGUUCAUAUCUAUUGGUAUCGCAAUUCCCAUUCCCAUCAAGGGGCUGAGAAACUACCAUCUUCCCAACAAUGUCACCUUUAACAGCAACCACACCUGCCUACUGAAACCAGACAGCUUCCGAGAAUUCAUCAUGUUUGGCUCCAUGACAGCUUUUUUCAUCCCUUUGACUAUCAUGAUGGUCAUCUACCUGCUCACCAUCCAGGUGCUGCGCAAGAAAGCCUUUCUGCUCAGGUCAAAGGUGACCCAACGCUUCACUCGCCCAACCGUCGCCUCAGUCUUCCAGAGGGAGCAGUCUGCGGCUUCUCCCACAACUGAGAAACUGCCAGGAAAAUCCAUUUCUCCCGCCAACCCAAUCAUAGGUGACGAGAUCCCCAUCCGUCGCAUGUCCACCAUAGGCAAGAAGUCGAUGCAGAACCUGACCAAUGAGCAGCGUGCCUCCAAGGUGCUGGGCAUAGUCUUCCUUCUUUUUGUGGUCAUGUGGUGCCCAUUCUUCAUCACCAACAUCACCUCUGUGCUGUGCGCCAGCUGCGACGUCCAUGUGAUCGGCCGUCUGAUGGAGAUCUUCGUGUGGGUGGGCUACGUGUCAUCAGGCAUCAACCCGCUGGUCUACACCCUCUUCAACAAGACCUUCCGCCAGGCCUUCACACGCUACAUCACCUGUAACUACAGCAGCACCACUAACACGCCAGCCAGGCAAUCUAGGGAACAGCAUGGCUGCAGGAAUCUGACACGGAUCUCCUUCCGUUCAUCUGUGGCGGAAAACUCCAAGCUGUUCGUGAAGCGUGGCAUGAAGAACGGCAUCGGGCCGGUGUGCUAUCAGAGCCCGCCGAGGCGACGGCAAGCACCCAUGGAGUCCUCUGCUAGCGUUCUACUGGACACUCUGCUCCUUACAGAGAAUGAGGAUUGCAAACCCAAAGAGCAUGUCAGUUAUGUGUAGUGCAAAAGGAAAUAAUUAGAACCAGAAAGUCAUGUGAAAAAGACAAGACCAGGCUCGAGUUGUCCAGGGGUUCAGGUGACAAGACACCUUCCUUGAGCAUCACUUCUGUGGAUUCGGUGCUAUUAAAAGAAAACAGUGUGCUCGCAGGGGCGAAACAAAAGGAGAUGCCGAUCUCUGUCAAACACUUUGGCGAGAAAGAAGAGGCCCUCCGAUUCUAUACAGAUUGCUGAACAUUAGGAAUAAAAUGAGACAGCAAAUAGGUGCAUCGAAGACAGACGGUCUGGAAACACUCAAGUGGAUACAAUGUGUAUUCCCAUGCUACCCAUGUCACCUUGGGCUAUUCGGUGGUCUGCUAUGGACAAUUUCCAUGGAGGAGAUGACAUGCUUACCAAUUGAAAGGACAAACACUCCUCCCACAUAAACUAGACAUUCAGCCUCCACAUCACACAGAGUUCUGAAGGAAUACACUAUAAAAUGCCACCCAUUUUGACAGCAAUGUUUUGGUAAGUGUUUUUAUAAACUGUGAACAGAUGUUAUGAAAAGUCACAAGACCUAUUUUCCCCAAAGUGUCAUAAUAAUCCACUUGGAUGUUUAUAUAUAUAUAUAUAUAUAUAUAUAUAUAUAUAUAUAUAUAUACAUUCAACAGACAAAACCUUUGCAAAUGGGAAGCUAGUCAAAUAGAAAAUGUAUAGCCUACGAAUGGAUGUGUGAUGGUUCAGAAAUGUAUAAAAACUGUGCUUGGCUUAAAGAAAAGCCGUGUCCUUUUUUACAGUUCUUAAGAGGAUCUUUGAAAGCAGAUGUAACUACCGACCAAGUCAUCUUAUUUUAAACACGUCUUUUUCUCUGAAAAUAUGUGUUUUGCGGCCGCAACGGCCGAUCUACUGUUUCACUUUCAUCAGAGUUUAUAUAGUGUCUCCUUGAUGGGGUGGUAAUGAAGCAAAGCUAACGGGACACGAGAGCCAAAAUAAACACACCAUAAACCACGGUGCUCGGAGUUCAUCGUCACAAACAACGACUACGAGGAGGCUGAAUCCUGAACGUUAAGUGCGUAGGGACAUGAUCACUUUAUGAGGGGCAAUAAAAAGGGCAUUUUGAUUCAUUCUCCGUACCAGUGAAUUAAGUGACAUAAAAACUCAAAAACAAUUGACUUUAUAUAAACCUAAAAAAUGUACUUUGAUUUUUAUGGUGAGUGUACCAAAUUAGUCUACAGCAUAAAAUCUAUAAUAAUAAGUCCCAAGGAUGUACCACAUGGCCAGAAAAGAAAUGAUAGAGCCCAUGUUUGGUUCAUUUACAAAUUCAAAUGCAUAUUUCUACCAUCAUGAGACUAGAUGGUGGGGAGGAAUAUACCCAUGCCCUUUCGAAGCAGUUGGGGAGUGAGAGACGCCAGCACACCAGCGUUCACUCUGACCUUUGACCCACUCAGAGACAGCAGCUCAGAGCACCACGUCCUGGUUUCCCAAGACUGUAAGGGGGCCUGGAAGCCAUGGGGGGAGUGGGAGCUCAACUGAAUGGUUGCCGCUCAGGAGGAUCUCUAAACAGAGGAAGGAUUUACACUAGGUUUAUCUAACAGCCAAUUGAUCAUGUGAAUAUCGCAUAGCCUUUUUAGGGCUUAAAAUAGUCCCUCCAUUUUCCUCUGCUUGGCUCAGUGCCGUUUAAUGCUGCAGUGCUGCCUGAUGCUGUUGAAUGCUGCAGUGAUGCCUGAUGGGUAAAUUCACGUCAGAGAAUGAGUGAUAAGCCCCCGUAAACAGACCGAAAAACAAUAAUGUGGCUCGGGAGGAUGACAUGGCGCCAACGUCCUCAGACACUGAACUACCUGUAAAGGAGCCAGGAAGUAAUUGUAUCCUCUCAGCUAAAAGUUAACCUAAAUUCUGUCAUCCAUUUGAUGAGAUGCUGAUCACUAUGUCAUGUUGAUAAUCCGCAUGCAAACCAAUCACAGGAUCACUCAAGAGUGCCAACACUAGGAAAGUGAGGGAUAGUUUGCAGCUGAUCAAUGUAGGUUAGGCUAUGCUUUCUGAAAAGUAAAAUCACUUCCAAAAGUGUCAUAUCUUUGAUCAUGAAUAGCAUUUAAAAAUGACAAGAGACUACUGAAACCAUUGCACAGACCAAAACAAGGGUGGUUCAAAGAUUAUUCAUGUUCCAUAGAUUUAACUUGGACAUGAAACAAAUUCUCACAUUGCUGAAACUUAAGCACACUUUCAAAAACAUUUAACUGUGUUGGUUUUUCAAACGACAAAUGAUACCCAGCGCUUACCAGGGUUGAGCUCAAUUCAGAAUUUUGGAAUAGAAUCCCAUUCAACUCUUGACUUGAAAUUCAAAUUGUCUACACCCCCACAGGAUGUAGAAUUUGAAUGACAGGAAGUAGAAUUUAAUUUGA